UGAGCGAUAAUUCUUUCACAAACAAUCAGAAAUAUCGACAAGUGAUCACUUCUCGUGCCGUGCCCAGGCUAGUCACUUUUCUCGCAGGUCAAGUGGGUAUGGCUCUCCUGGCUGCAUGUCAUCAGGGACACCCACACACUCACAGAUGGAUACAUACGAUACAUCCACCCACCCCCCUCCACACACACUCCCGCUGUCUAGCUAUCUACACACCCCCGACGGACGACCGACCGAACACAGACACCCAUACCACCGCUGCACACACACACACACUACACUACAGUGAAUACGAACGAUACGACACAGCCAUCAAAAACACCGACCAGAGAAUAAGAGAUACCUCAACCAACCUCAACUUCUCAACACAACAGGCCAGGACGGACACCUUAACCGAAAACCGCAUGGAUCCGACCCGCGGAUGUAGGGUGGGUGGCUGAAAACUGUGUAAGUGUGUGUGUGUCUGUACGUGUGUAUGUGUGUGUGGCGGUGCGGCCGAGAAAACUAACUGGCCAGGCCAUCAUCAAACAAAUGCAUGUCGGCCGCCCCACCGCGACAGACCACACAGUCUCGGACCGAGAGAUUCUCUGGCCUGACUGACUGCCAUUGCCUUAGCCUUAGCCUUCGCCUCAGCCUUAGCCUUAACCGAUUCGAAUUAGUGCCCCCGUCACCUACCUCCCUGGUUGCUUGAUGGCUGCUACCGAUGGAUGCAUCGUUCAUCGUUGACAUCACUUGCGAAAAGGCAGCUCCUGCUGCUGUAUCUCCCGCAGCGUCCUUCUGCGGAGGGUGAUCGGGGGCUUCUCCUCGUCGGGGUCAAUCUGAUCCGGCGACAGAUAGGUGGACAUACAGACAGACAGACCGACCGAAAGACAGAAAGACCGAUGGAUGUGUGCAGCAUGCACGCGUCGCACGGUGAUGCCGUGUGCGCGCGCGCGUGUGUGUGUGUGUGUUUUGGCGAUUCCGUCCUGACCUUUUGCAAAGCACUGUAGAUUGACGAAAUGACUAACAGCGCCUGGGACAUCACAGCUGCACACAGACAUACAGACCGAAACACACACACCAACUGGUGACGACGACUGUCUGUGCUCGUCUGUGCUCUGUGUGUGUGUGUGUGUGUGUGUGAGUAUACCUAUGGAUGGUCCCUGGAAAAUCUGAACGUCCACGAGGUAUCUACAAGAGGCUAUCCUAUGCAGCUGCACCGUCAGCAUGAGGUCCUCUGCUGCGCGGGACGAGCCGGCAUGUGUGGGGGUCUGCUCCUGGAUGGUCGGCGGCCGCCGCACCGGACGACACCUAAUCUUGAACGGGCUCACCACGAACCACUCCUGCACACACGACGCAACAAAACACAACAUGAUUCGCUCCCGUGUGAGUGUCAGUGUCAGUGUGAUGGCUCACGAAAUCGAGCUUCUUGAGCGUCUGCAAGAUCUGCGGACGGACGGACAAAACACACACUCAGCCACAGAGAGAGAAAAUCAUCAAUCCUCUCUCCCUGCAUGGGUCUCCCCUCUCCCCUUUCCCUCUCUCACCGCGACGACGAGUGUGGAUGAGUCGAGGAGCGACUCGACGCCCAGCUUCCACCGCGACGACGACCACCCCACGCUCCCGGGGGACAACUCAUAGGACAUGAUGGAUGGCGUGGGGGUGGUGUGCGGCUGGGCGGACCAGCCGCGCACCAACGGAACCGGCGAAGCGGGCGGCACGGGCGACGCCUGCAAAGCAAUCAGUGCAUGUGGGUCGAUCGGUCUGCGGUGCGGGUGGUGUGUCCUUACAGCAGGGCUGGGUUCGAAGCCGAGGACGCCUUUCUGGUGCAGAUGCGCUACCUGCACAGACAUAGAUAGAUAGAUGGCAUGACAACAGAGACGCCGUGAGUCACUGUGGGGCAGGGCAGGAUGGCUCGCCCCUCUGUCGUGACCGACCUUCUUCUGUAUGUGUGGAGGGAAGACCGUCGGCGCCAAAGGAUCCUGCUCACGCGGAUCUGCCGGCCAGAUACCGAAGAAGACACAUCAGCCGGGGUUCAUGGCCAUGGCCAUGGCCCGCCCCCGGUUCUGCUUCCAGAAUUACCUGUCGUGCAUUUGGCCCUACGCUUGUCGAGCAGAAGCUGGUACGCUACCGUCUCCCUGGACAGACAGACACCCCAGUGUAGUGACAGGUCUGUCUAUUUCUCUGAAUGCUGUCACGUGCCUGCCUGCCUGCCUGUCUGCCUGAUUGCGUGUCGGCCUCACAUACAUGUUGGGGAAUGCCCCCGCUUUUGGAUUGAGGUCGAUACUGGCCUCGGUCACAUCAUAGCCCAACUGACAGACGCAGACAGAGACACACACAGGGAGGGAGAGAGCAAGGAUCGAUCACGUCGUACGAGGGUGUUGGGACACUAGUAGGCAGAGCAGAGCAGUCCACCUCGUUGAGUUGCGUGAUGAUGUCAGGGUAGACGGCUUGGUGAGAGGGAUCUGCCAAUGGCACCGAAAGGUACAGCGGCAAGCUCUGCCGAAACCAUGCGUGCUUUCUGCACACAUCCAUGCCAUGCAUGGCCAUGCAUACCAACAGACACACGCGCACAGUCACAAAGGUAUUGGAGGCCCUCUCCCUCCCUCCCUCCCUCCCUCCACCUGAUUUCUCUGAAUGUGAUGCGCCUCGUGGGGUCGACGACGAGCAUGCGGAUGAUCAUGCUCCGCGAGAGCUCACUCAGGUGGCCUGGGAGCGUGAAUCUGCCCGACCUGAUCUUCUGCACAGACAUACAGACAGCCAGACAGACAGACAGACGUCAUUUCCUUGUGGGCUGUAUGCAGGGGUGUGUUUGGUGUGUGUGCAGAGGCGCCCAUUCACCUUGAAGAGGUUGGGCAGGCCCUCCUCAUCAAAGGGCAGGUGGCCGCACAGCAUGGCGAACAGCAGCACACCGCACGACCACACAUCCACCUCUGGACCUGCAUAGGCCCUGCAGGAGAGAGGGAUGCCAGCAGUGAGUGAGAUCUACGGCUUGCUGUGCUGUGUGUGUCGUCUGUGUGCGCGGCUGGUGGCUUACUUGCCCGACACGAUCUCUGGCGCCGCGUAGUUGGGUGAUCCGCAGGAGGUCUUCAAAAAGUCACCCUCUCUGCCAAGCCAGCCAGCCAGCCACAACGAUAUCACUCACUCUCUCACUCAUGGGUCCAUCCAUCCACUCAGUCAGGUCAGUGCCGACAGACAGACAGACAGACAGACAGAGAGACUCACUGACUUCAUCAUGUUAGAGAGGCCGAAGUCGGCGAUCUUGACGUGCAGGUUCAUGUCUAGCAGCACGUUCUCGGGCUUGAGGUCCCGGUGGCACACCAUGUUCUGGUGGGAGUACUCCACACCCGAUACGAUCUGCUGGAAGAAACGACGCGCAUCGCCCUCCGAUAGCUGACCACCACACAGCACACAGCACACAGCACAGCACACACGACACAGAGCGAGGAGUGAGGUGAGUGUGGCUCUGUUGCUGCGCGGCUAGCUGGGUCGGUCGGCUGGGAAGGGAAGAUGGUUUGACACUCCUCACUCACCCGCCUCCUCUCGAGGAUGUAGUCAAAGAGCUCUCCGGGGACGUACUCCAUCACAAUGAAUAUGUGUGUGGGCGUGUCGAGCACCUCAUACCUGACACAUACACCAUACAACACACACACACAGACAGACAGACAUCGUCCUUGUCUGUCUGGUGUGUUGAGUCAGUCAGGCUGCCUCUGUGUGUGCGUGUGUGUGUGUGUGUGCUUACAGUCUGAUGACGUGUGGGUGUUUGAGCUGCUGCAGUAUGUUGAUUUCGCGCUUGAGUUUGCCGUGCAUCUCCAUGGCCUGCAUCUUGAGCUUGUUGAUCAUCUUGAUGGCCACCUUCUCGCCCGUCUUCUCGUGCACAGCAACUGGUGGACCAACCACACACACACGGGCGCGGCGAACAGCCAGCCAGACAGGCAGGCAGGCAGACAGAAAGUCAUGCCUCCUUCCUUCUCUUCAGCAGGCAUCUCCCCUCCUCUCCCCCUCGUUGCCUCUUCUCUUCUUACCUUUGACCUUCCCGAAGUUGCCCUCUCCUAUCGUCUUGCCGAGCCUGUAAGGCCCUAUGUUCAGAGAUGACGCCGCCAUGAGCAGCUGGGCGGGCGGGAGGAACGAUAUGGAGAACGCUCAGCCACACAGCCACGUGGGACAGUGCGCGCGACUCCCUGCUUCAGGCACUUGUCGUUUCAACUCCGA
Molecule: messenger RNA, 4188 nt
Organism: Vitrella brassicaformis
Lineage: Eukaryota; Vitrellaceae
Source: the annotation of a GenBank genome assembly